This is a messenger RNA of Fusarium venenatum, 1764 nucleotides long. Its product is annotated as Alpha/Beta hydrolase protein. Lineage: Eukaryota; Fungi; Ascomycota; Sordariomycetes; Hypocreales; Nectriaceae. The record is from RefSeq and is a predicted model, not a curated record.
UUGGUAGAGACUUAUUUCGCCCUUAGUUGGCCCCUGGAAGUUCUAGCUUCAACGCAGACAAAGACCUCUUCACCUACCGUCACUGUGAAAAAUGGCACAUAUGCUGGAGUUUACAAUAAGCAAUAUGAUCAAGACUACUUUCUUGGAAUUCCCUUUGCUCAACCUCCUGAACGGUUCUCGGUAGCUCAAGGGCUCAAUUCUUCGUGGGAUGGGGUGAAAAAAGCCACAGAGUUAUCAAUUCACUGCCACGGAUAUGGAACCGACCAAGACGGAUAUAAGCAAUCCGAAGACUGCCUUUAUCUCAAUGUCAUUCGACCUGCCAACCUGCCAACCACAGCGAAUAUCCCUGUGGCCGUUUGGAUCCAUGGAGGAGGUCUUCUCCAGGGCGGUGCUUCAGACAUGAGAUACAACUUGUCUUUCAUCGUUGAGCAGAGCGUUGCCCUCGGCAAACCUAUUAUCGGCGUCGGUUUUAACUAUCGUCUUUCCGCAUUGGGAUUCCUCGUUGGUAAAGAGAUUUUUAAAGAGGGUGCUACUAAUAUUGGCUUCCGCGAUCAAAGACUUGCACUCCACUGGAUUCAAGAGAAUAUCAAAGCGUUUGGUGGUGAUCCUGGCAAAGUCACUAUAUUUGGAGAAAGUGCAGGUGCUGAGAGUGUUUGGGCACAAGUCUUUGCAUACAAUGGUCGUGAUGAUGGCCUGUUCAGAGGAGCAAUCGGCCAGUCUGGUUUCGGUGGUCCCAUUUUUCGGUAUCGUGGUGGCUACAACGCAACCGAUGCGAUGCAAGAUACAUACGAUAAAUUCGUUGGCAUGAUCCCAUCAUGCUCCGAUUUGGUAGGAUCGGAUAAAUCUCUACCUUGCCUGAAAAAAGCGCCCUUUAACGAAAUCAACAGCGCCAUAUGGGCCAUAAAAACUGGUCUUGAAUGGGCUCCAGUCCUGGACGGAGACUUCAUUGCAGAUUACGCUACUAAUCAAUUGGAAAAUGGGAACUUUCCCAAAGUGCCACUUCUCAUAGGUUCCAACACGGACGAAGGGACGUCUUUUGGUAGAAACAGAACAUCUGAUCGCCAAAACAUCAAUACCGAUGAAGACAUGAGGAACGCUAUAGGAACUAUAAUCCCACCUCAAGCAGAAGACAUCACAGGAGAGACUGUUGAAGAACUUACUGACGAGUUGAUGGAGUUGUAUCCUAACGAUCAAAGGGUCGGAAUACCAUCUUUGGAGUCUUGGCCAUAUAUCAUCAAACCGAACGAUUCUUACGCUGAGGUGCAUGGAGCUCAAUAUCGUCGAUCGUGUGCCCUAUUCGGAGACUUGCUCAUGCAAUAUCUACGAAGGCGCGCAAACAAGUCCUGGGCUAAGAAUGGGAUUCCCACUUAUGCAUACCGCUUCAACAUCAAGCCCAAUGGACAACGAGAGUUCGCUGGGGUGACUCAUUUCCAAGAUGUCGCUUUUGUGUUGUACAACAUCAACGGGGACGGAUAUGAUCGCAAACCUUUCGGUGGUGAAGGAUCAUAUCCGAAAAAUGCAAAGGCAAUGGCAAAGACUAUGACUACUGCAUGGAUCAACUUUUUCAAUACUCUCGACCCCAAUGGAGAUACAGGGAAGGGGAUCUUCAAUGGAAAAAAAUGGCCUAUUUAUGACUUGUCUGAUGGUCUUGAUGGAAAGAAUAUCGUUUUCAAUAUCAAUGGCUCUGACAUUGAAGUAGACGAUCGGAGAUCCGAUGGUAUGGAGUGGAUGGCUAAACACGCUUUGGAUGUUUUUGGUAACUAG